Molecule: messenger RNA, 276 nt
Organism: Brugia pahangi
Lineage: Eukaryota; Metazoa; Nematoda; Chromadorea; Rhabditida; Onchocercidae
Source: the annotation of a GenBank genome assembly
AUGUCGCAAGCACAACUUCAAAUGGUAGCUGAUUUGGAGAUGGAAAUGAUGUCUGAUAUGUAUCGGCGGAUGACGACGGCAUGUCAGCAGAAGUGUAUCUCAACUCGUUAUAGAGAGGGAGAAUUAACAAAGGGUGAAGCAGUUUGCUUGGAUCGCUGUGUUGCUAAAUAUUUGGAUGUGCAUGAAAAACUUGGAAAGCGGUUGACAUCAAUAUCACAGCAAGAUGAGAAACAAUUGCAGCAAAUGCAACAACAGUUGCAGCAACAAGUGAAAUGA